Messenger RNA from Xiphias gladius (swordfish), 886 nucleotides. RefSeq names its product interleukin-1 receptor-associated kinase 1 binding protein 1 (gene irak1bp1). The coding region runs from base 67 to 810 and encodes 247 amino acids. The record is from RefSeq and is a predicted model, not a curated record. The transcript is spliced from 4 exons. NCBI's taxonomy places the organism in Eukaryota, Metazoa, Chordata, Actinopteri, Istiophoriformes, Xiphiidae. Gene Ontology annotation, biological process: canonical NF-kappaB signal transduction; immune response.
CACAUCCCGACGAGCAUUUCGGCUACUGCAAUAGCAGCGGGAAGUUGAUUUGACUCUGUUUCCAUCAUGGAGAGUAGAAUGUUUCCUGCGAUGCCACCGUCUGCAGGUCGUGAGUUCGCUGGCAGUGAAAAAGAGCAAGGGCUGGAAGUACGAACAGUUAACCGACAGAGCCCCAGUAACCGUGUAAGGGAGGUCCAGGUCACGGGAACAGCGGAGGUUUGUUGCCUGGCGGACCGAGUGUCAGUUCGGGUCAGCGUGGCCAACAGCAAAGAGUCAGUCAACGAGGUCACCAACCGCGUUUCACGGCGACUCGAAUACAUUUUACAGACUCUGAGACACCAUGGCAUCAGUGACAAAGACAUCUCAGUGAGGAGGUUUCUUCACCGAGAGGCAGAACUAUAUCACAUGGAUGCAGAGGUCGUGGUAACUUUUUCAAAUUUUGAGAAGAUGGAACAAGUGUGUAGUGUCCUGCUGGAAAAACUGGACAAGAGUGUCUGUGUGGGAACACCCCAGUUUUACCACAGUGCAGGAUGCCUGAGUCAAUUGAGGAGGCAAGUGUGUGUAUUUGCAGUUGAAAAUGCUCAGCAGAAGGCCAGCGGAGUCAGUCAGCUCCUUGGACAAAGUCUGGGACCCCCCUUACUGAUCAGAGAGGAGGAGACAAAGGAGUGGAGGAAUGAGGAGGAGGAGUAUGGUAGCAGAGGGCAGGGCGCUGCACCCCUAUCUCACCUUCCCCGUACACCCAUAGUCACUGCCUCCUCACGGGUGUCUGUCUCCUUCAGCCUCAGAGACAGAGACAGGAAAAAACUCUAAGGACAUUUGUCACUGACUCAUGAAACCAAAGAGGUGAUUGUCACAGUGAACAUUUUAUUGCAUAGUUGGGGCUGAU